Aureococcus anophagefferens is the source of this 993-nucleotide messenger RNA. RefSeq lists its product as hypothetical. The coding region runs from base 1 to 993 and encodes 330 amino acids. Lineage: Eukaryota; Pelagophyceae; Pelagomonadales; Pelagomonadaceae. The transcript is spliced from 2 exons. The record is from RefSeq and is a predicted model, not a curated record.
AUGAACAAGGUCCUCGUCGCUCUCGCUCUCUUCGCCCCGGCCUUCGCGGCCGACGAGUGCGCCGUCACCGAGGUCGACGUCCACUCGACCGAGGGCUCGGCCGACCGCGGCUCGCUCGAGCUCGACGAGGCCAACCCCUGCAUCGACGCGGCCCUGGGCUACGCGCCCCUCCGCGACGACCUCGCGAACGUGCCCUGCGACGACGCGGGCGCCCAGUCCGCCACGGACGUCACCGUCGGCGCCGUCGGCGAGAUGGACCCGGGCCUCGACCCCAUCGAGGACUACAACGCCAUGGGCAUGUGCACGGUCAACAUCCACUGGCACAUCGGCGCGGAGCACCGCUCCGAGGGCGUCUACGACGAGACCUUCGACUUCGACCACCCCGCGCUCCACGACGACGACGCGCACCGCAAGCUCGCGUGGACCAACGGCAAGCAGCGCCCCAACGGCCGCCGCAAGCUCGCCGGCGGCCGCGUCGGCCACAUGUGCAAGAACGCCAAGGACAUGCACGACGCCAACGACCCCAUGGUCGCCGACGAGUACGACUGGAAGUACUGCGAGGGCAUGCACGUCGGCCUCACCUACGAAUUCCACUGGCCCCACUCGUCCCUCGGCGCCUGCCAGACCAAGUGGCAGUACCAGUACCACUUCCUCGACGGCGUGCUCUGCGGCGCGACACAGGGCAACGUCGACAUCGCGACGGCCUCCGCGCUCCUCUCCGACCGCACGCACGGCAUCGGCGUCGAGGGCCAGGUCUACACCAUCGGCUCGACGACGGGCGACGCGGCGGACAACGAGAUCUGCCGCGGCACGGGCGGCCUCGUCACCUGGCACCAGGACCGCCAGUGCCACCUCCUCGAGGCCUCGACCAUGGACAACAUCUGCCGCCAGAUGCUCGUCAUCUCCGCGGACGACAUGUCGCCCGACGUCGCGCCCCACGGCGCCCGCGAGACCGUCAGCGCCUCGCUCUCGGACACGCCCUACACGCCCUAA